UUUUUCCACCAUUUUUUCUCUCUCCUACUCUGCCAAUUCUUGUUUGAACUCCACCAAAAUUUUCCCAAUUCAAUUCGAUUCUCUCUUUUUUUUCCUCUCUUUUCUAUCUUGUACCACGGCUGCCCAAAAAAGAGAAAAAAAACCCCCAAAUCUCUCAUCUUUUUCAACAAAGCAUAAUUCUACUUGCUCUCGCUCUUCCUCUCUCUCUCUAUCGCCCAUUUCUUCUUAUCCUUCUCCAUAUUCUCUCUCUCCUCUUCUGAAUCAAUCCAUCCAUCUCCCCAAACCCACAUCACCAACUCUGCUAUGAAGAAGGUCAUAUUGAAGUUGGAUUUACAUGAUGACAAGGCCAAGCAGAAGGCUUUGAAGACAGUCUCUACACUUUCAGGGAUUGAUUUGAUUGCCAUGGACAUGAAAGAGAAGAAGCUAACAGUAAUUGGGACAGUGGAUCCAGUGAAUGUGGUGAGCAAACUGAGGAAAUAUUGGCCAACAGACAUAAUCUCAGUGGGGCCAGCAGUAGAGCCUAAAAAGGAAGAGCCAAAGAAGGAGGAACCCAAGAAAGAGGAGGGAAAGAAAGAAGAAGAAGGCAAGAAGGAGGAGCCAAAGAAAGAAGGAGAGGCCAAGAAAGAAGAAGUGAAAAAGGAGGAUCCGAAGAAGGAGGACGAUAAGAAAGAGGAGUCGAAGAAGGACGGGGAAAAGAAGGAAGAAGAGAAGAAGAAAGAACAGCUACACCCAAUGCCACAAGCACUGGCUGUGCCGAUGCCGAUGCCGAUGCCAAUGCCAAUGCCGAUGCCACAGCCCGACCCGGUAAUGGAGAUGGUCAAGGCUUAUAGAGCAUAUAACCCUCAUUUGACCACUUAUUACCAUGUCCAUAGCAUGGAGGAGAACCCAAAUGCUUGUGUUAUUUGUUAAGUACUUUGUCUAUGAAGCCUUUAAUUAGCCAAGGGCAUUUUGGGAACUAUUGGUGAUGCAAUUGAUGAAUAUCCAACCAAGCAAAUCUACCCCUUUGAAGAAAAAAAGAGGCUCUCUUGUAGAUAGGAAAAAAAAAGCACAAAUAUUAUGCCUUUCAAAUGUGUAGAAAAAUAUUCAAUAAAUUUUGUUCUUUUUCUCUCUCUCUAUAAA
This is a messenger RNA of Momordica charantia (bitter melon), 1119 nucleotides long. RefSeq names its product heavy metal-associated isoprenylated plant protein 39. The record is from RefSeq and is a predicted model, not a curated record. Lineage: Eukaryota; Viridiplantae; Streptophyta; Magnoliopsida; Cucurbitales; Cucurbitaceae. Gene Ontology annotation, molecular function: metal ion binding.